This is a messenger RNA of Liolophura sinensis, 1540 nucleotides long. RefSeq lists its product as uncharacterized. The transcript has 6 exons. The record is from RefSeq and is a predicted model, not a curated record. The coding region runs from base 121 to 747 and encodes 208 amino acids. Lineage: Eukaryota; Metazoa; Mollusca; Polyplacophora; Chitonida; Chitonidae.
UUUAGGGUUAAAUUUUGCUUCUGUUUUAGUAAAAUAAUUUGCAUGCUGGUAUAGCCAUAUAUAUUUAGUGUUGUUGUUGUACAGGUAUCUAUUCCUGACUUCCUGAAGUGGAUACCAGCGAUGAUGUUGGCAACAUACCAAACUCUGUGCCCGAAAGUUUAUGGCUUCUUGUUCAAGAAGAGACAAGCAGAGAUCAUCCUUUUUCUCAGACUUCCAGGGCAAGAUGAGAAGUCUCUGAGAAAGUAUCUGGAGUGGUGCAAAGGAGAUAUGGAUGUUCUCAAAGACAUAACGGCCCAGCUGUUCACUGAAAUCAGUCGCUGGCACAACCAGGGGGUGGCCAACCUUGGCAUUACAUUGGGCACCGUUUAUGUCUGCCAGGAUAAUUUUACCAGUGUUGUCUGGGGUGAUCUCAGCUGUCCAAAAUUUCGAGGAUGUGAAGGCUUUGACAACGGAAAAUUCAGAGAUGUUGAUAAUGCGAGAAACCUGAUCAUGUCUUAUUUGGAGAGGAUACAUCUGAGGAGUCCACUGUAUUGUGCCCUUCAGACCCCUAACAACUCAGCCACAAGGAUUGCUUGGAACAUUUUGGGGUUAAAGAUUACACAGGAGAUUUCCUACAAUCAAGUAACAGAUGCGCCAUGUUUUGAGCCCAUGCGGCAGUAUCCGGAGGGCCUUUUGUCUGUAGCACACCCUCCGUCUAUGGCUGGGAACGAAUUAGGCGGAGCAGAAGGCCAGGAAGACUUUGUCUGAGGAUUUGACAUAAAUAUCAGAACAACUACAAUUGUACAAUUACAAAAUGGGAAGACUUUUUCUGGGGAUUUGACAUAAAUGUCAUCAUAACAAUUACAAGUAUACAGUUACAAAAUAGGAAGAGUUUGCCUGCCUAGGGAUUUGACAUAAAUGUCAUCAUAACAACUACAAUUAUACAAUUACAAAAUAGGAAGAGUUUGCCUGCCUAGGGAUUUGACAUAAAUGUCAUCACAACAACUACAAUUAUACAAUUACAAAAUAGGAAGAGUUUGCCUGCCUAGGGAUUUGCCUGCCUAGGGAUUUGACAUAAAUGUCAUCACAACAACUACAAUUAUACAACUACAAAAUAGGAAGAGUUUGCCUGCCUAGGGAUUUGCCUGCCUAGGGAUUUGACAUAAAUGUCAUCACAACAACUACAAUUAUACAACUACAAAAUAGGAAGAGUUUGCCUGCCUAGGGAUUUGACAUAAAUGUCAUCACAACAACUACAAUUAUACAAUUACAAAAUAGGAAGAGUUUGCCUGCCUAGGGAUUUGCCUGCCUAGGGAUUUGACAUAAAUGUCAUCACAACAACUACAAUUAUACAACUACAAAAUAGGAAGAGUUUGCCUGCCUAGGGAUUUGACAUAAAUGUCAUCACAACAACUACAAUUGUACAAUUGCAAAAUAGGAAGACUUUGUCUGGGGAUUUGACAUAAAUGUCAUCAUAACAAUUACAAGUAUACAGUUAGGAAAUGACAGGUUUAAGUGUGAAAUAAUCGUGUCAGAAAUAUAAUAAAGCAAUUACACGGAA